AUGGAGGUGGUGCUUCCAAAGGACUGCUGUAUGUAUAAAGGUGAGUGAGUCGUCCCUGGAACGCCCACUGCUGCCAAGCCCUCAACACACAAUACAACCACAUAGCUUUAAAUGGGUUGUGCUUGACUGGUUUGUUAGCAUACCUGUUUUCUUCAGACUCAUAACCCUCAGUUUUCAUCCUGACAUGAUAUUGAGUGUUAUGAGUCCCUAUCCUGCAAAAUAUACGUCACAGUCAUUUUACUGUAAUAGCAUGAUGAGGGAAGGCCAAAAAGGAGGGAUAUGGCUCAUAGACUUCUACUUAAAUUUACGACAUGUCACGAUCGUCAGGGAGAGACCAAUGCGCAGCGUGAUGAAUGAACAUGUUUACUUUAUUAAAUUAAAGCACGAACAAAACAACAAACGACUCGUAACGUCCACGGUGACAAUGACCGAACAAAAACCCACAAACACAAAGUGAAAAACAGACAGUUAAAUAUGGCUCCCAAUCAGAGACAACCAGCCAACAGCUGACACUCGUUGCCUCUGAUUGGGAGUCACUAAGGCAAACAUAGAAAACAACAAACCAGAACCCCCAACAUAGAAAUAAACCACAUAGAAUGAACACACCCUGGCUCAACAUAUAGAGUCCCAGAGCCAGGGUGUGACAGUACCCCCCCCUAAAGGCGCGGAUUGCGACCGCGCCUCAACCAGAGAAAAAUAGGGGAGGGCUGGGUGGGCACUCCUCCUCGGCGGCGGUUCUGGCUCCGGGCUUGCCCACCACCCUCCAAUAAACCCCCCAUAGCGCCCCUGGUCCGGUCUGGCCCCGCUGGCUGGAGCUGACCUGGACGUAGCAGGAGCGGCUAGCUUCAGCUCCGUUGGGGAGCAAUAAAGCGGUACCUGAUUUGGCACCGAUGACCCAGGCACGGGUUGUGCCAGACUGACGACGCGCACCCCAGGCUUGGUGCGUGAGGCAGGAAAGGACCGGACCUGGCUGUCGAUGCGCACACCUGGCUUGGUGCGUGGAGCAGCAACGGGCCGGACCGGGCUGACGAUACGCACCCCUGGCUUGGUGCGUGGAGCCGGAACGGGCCUCACCGGACUGAUGACUCGCACCCCAGGCUUGGUGCGUGGAGCAGCAACGGGCCGGACCGGGCUGACGAUGCGCACCCCUGGCUUGGUGCGUGGAGCAGCGACGGGCCGGACCGGGCCUCACCGGACUGACGACUCGCACCCCUGGCUUUAUUAAAUUAAAGCACGAACAAAACAACAAACGACUCGUAACGUCCACGGUGACAAUGACCGAACACGGAACAAAAACCCACAAACACAAAGUGAAAAACAGACAGUUAAAUAUGGCUCCCAAUCAGAGACAACCAGCCAACAGCUGACACUCGUUGCCUCUGAUUGGGAGUCACUAAGGCAAACAUAGAAAACAACAAACCAGAACCCCCAACAUAGAAAUAAACCACAUAGAAUGAACACACCCUGGCUCAACAUAUAGAGUCCCAGAGCCAGGGUGUGACACGACAGUAGAGCAGACAGACUGAACUCUCAAUGAACUGCCAGUGGAGCUUGGUGUGGAUGGCCUAACAUUGAAUUAGACUAGAGUGAAUGACAUAAGGACAUGGAGGGUGUGUUCUGCAACAAUGACACAGUGUCAGUGACAUACCAUAUUACAUCAUACUGGAAAAUCCACAGUGAUACUGCACGUUACCUAAAAGUGUGUAACAGUGUAUUUGACCUUAACCUUGCGCAUGUGUGUGUUGUGUGUGUGUUUCCAGGGGUGCUGGAUGAUGAGGAUGUCCGUGCGAUGAUGCGCGGUUCCAACAUGGUGAAGGUACGCUCCCAGAGGUGGCAGAAGAGCCGCAGCCUGCGUCUGCUGGAGGACGGGGUCACCGUGUGGUGUGAGUCCACCAAGAGCUCCCGCAAGGCCAAGGCACAACAGACCUGUGAGUAUACCAUGGGGGACGGAGGGGUGGAGGGAGGGGCCAGAGGAGGAGGGGAAAGGCGAGGUAUGGGGAAGGAGGAGAGAAAAGAGAGGGGUGGGUGUGGAGAGAAAGGAGGCAUAAGAGAGGAGAAGGAGAAAGGAUACGGAUGUAGAUUAAGGGAAAGGGAGGGGAGAAGGUAGGUGUAGAUUUAGAAGAAGGUUAGGGAGUGAGCAGAAAAGAGGAGAGGAGUGGGGAUGGGGAGUGGUCACAAGAGGGGGAUGUUUUGGUCUUUUAGAUUUUCAGAUUCUGAGGCUUUCGCGAUAAUUGGAAAGGAAACUUAACCGAUAUCAGAUUAGGAGAAGUAGCCUUGCAUGAAGGGAAGACUAUCUACAGGAAAAUAAUAAUGUAUAAACAAACGAACAGGACUUCCACAAGCUGUUCUAGCCUCUUAGACCUGAUUCAGUAGAUUCAUUUAGCCAGCUCUUUGUCCUAAGCCGUUUGUGCUUUUCAUGUUGGCCAACAAUAAUGCCCUCUUUUCUACAUUUCCCUUUAAUUAAUUAAAGGGAUACUAUGCUAUGAGCCAGGAAUAAAGUCAGAUGCUAUAACCUGUGUAAUUGUAUGAUACAGGUAACUGCCAGAAUAAUGGAAACACUAGAGUAAAUGAGGGAUACAAAGUAUAUUGAAAGCAGGUGCUUCCACACAGGUGUGGUUCCUGAGUUAAUUAAGCAAUUAACAUCCCAUCAUGCUUAGGGUCAUGUAUAAAAAUGCUGGGCAGGCCAUUAUUUUGGCUACCAUGGCUAUGCCCCCAUAGGAUGACAAUGCCCCCAUCCACAGGGCACGAGGUUUGGUGAGCAUGAAAACGAUGUAAACCAUAUGCCAUGGCCGUCUCAGUCACCAGAUCUCAACCCAAUUAAACACUUAUGGGAGAUUCUGGAGCGGCACCUGAGACAGCAUUUUCCACCACCAUCAACAAAACAUCAAAUGAUGGAAUUUCUCAUUGAAGAAUGGUGUUGCAUCCCUUCAGUAGAGUUCCAAGGUGCAUUGAAGCUGUUCUGGCUCGUGGUGGCCCAACGCCCUAUUAAGACAAUAUAUGUUGGUGUUUCCUUUAUUUUGGCAGUUACCUGUGUGUCACCUGUAGUAAUGCAUCCAUAUAGUACACACAGAAACUCCAUACCUGCUGAAGGUUCACAUCGGUCAACCACUGUUAUAAAGAGGUAUAAACGACACAAUCUGCAUUAGAAACAAUGCACAGUACAUAGACUUGUUAUCCGUUGGCCUCAACAUAUUGGCUUACCUCAGCUCGCUAAUCGUUUGCAGGCAAUGGGCCGAUCAGAAAGGGAAGCUGGCACAUCAUAUGAGUGCUCUAAUGAUUACGAUCCCCUUAAAGAAGAGAGAGGAAAUGUUGGCAGUAAUCCUAGAUGUUUUGGCCCAUUAUACUGUGGGAACGCUAUUUCUAAUCAUAAAGUUUUGACCGCUUCCCCUCUCUCAUAUGCACAGAUACACAUACUUGCACACACACACUCAAACGCACACACACGCACACACACACACAUGCACACACACACACUCACACACACAGUUUUGCUAUCCUUGUGGGGACCAAAUAAUUGAUUUCCAUUUAACCGUAACCCUAACCUUAACCCCAAACCCCUAACCCUAAAACUAUACCUAACCCCUAACCCUAACCCUAACCCUAACCGUAACCCCUAAACCUAAACUAAUUGUAACCCUAACCCUAAACCUAACCCCUAAGCCUAAAUUAACCUUUUUCCUUGUGGGGACCGGCGAAAUGUCCCCAAUUGUCAGAAUCUUCCUUGUUUUGAUAUCCUUGUGAGUUCUGGUCCCCACAAGAAUAGUAAAACCAAAAACACACACACAAAGCUCAAUGGUUUAAGGAGAAGGAUAAGUGGGCAGCGGGUGAAGCGCUUGGAGUCCUCAGGUCUCCUAAACCGGUAGUAAAUCUCAGUAUAGUUUAAUAGAUCUACACCUACAGGGUUUGCCUCUCAGAUUGCUCUUGAAAUAUCCCUCCGGUAAAUGAGAGGCCAUGGCUCUGGCCCCUCUCCAUGUUCCAUAAGGCAAAUAUAGGGCUCCUCUGCCCUGCCCAUAGGGAUCUGAUGACACAGCCUAAUGAUUGUUUUUGGCAUGACAAAGGAUGUGUGUGUGUGAGUGCGCGUGCGUGCACGCUUGUGUCAGAUUAUAGCCCUACCAAAUGGGUAAACCUCUUUAUGACUCCCAAUUGCAGGGUUUGGCCUUACCAACUGCUACUACACUACUAUAAUUGAGAUUGUCAUUUAAAGAGUCUAAAUAUGUGUCACGCCCUGGCUCUGGGGACUCUUAUACGUUGAGCCAGGGUGUGGAUUUUUCUAUGUUGUGUUCUAGUUCGUGUAUAUCUAUGUUGGCCAGGGUGGUUCCCAAUCAGAGGCAGCUGUAGCUUGUUGUCUCUGAUUGGGGACCAUACUUAGGCAGCCUGUUUGGCACAGUUUAUUGUGGGAUCUUGUUCCGGAAGGUUUGUGUUCAACCCAGGACUUCACGUAUCGUUUGUUUUGUUGUUUUGGUUCGUGUUGUGUACUGCAAAUAAGGAAUGUACGCAUAUCACGCUGCGCCUUGGUCCGCUUCAUCAUGGAACGAUCGUGACAAUAUGUCUCUGACACAUAUCAUUUUAUGAAUUAGUGCUGGUGGUCCUUAGAGCUUUGGAGUUGCCAAAGUCAAUCUGAAUUUUUUAUUUUCAUUUUUGAGUCAUACUGUACAAACAUAUUAUACUAGUGAUCUAGAUAACACGCAUGCAAACACACCCACCUACACACAGAGUGGAAACAUCAGAGACAAGUUUAUGUCCACUCAAUUCCAAAGUCCAGUUAACGAUUACAAGGUUAAAGAGGUGUUUUGUGACGGGUUAUAAAUGUCAAGGUCAGGAGAGUACAUGUUAGCUUUUCAUUAACAUUGCAUAGUGAAUAUGUAAACAAUGCUAUGUAACUGGAUGUCUAGAAUUAGAGCAAUAUUCAAAAUUCUAAAAGUUGGCCGAACUCUCUAAAUAUACAGUGCCUUUGGAAAGUAUUCAGAUCCCUUGACGUUUUCCACAUUUUGCUACGUUACAGCCUUAUUCUAAAAUGGAUUAAAAAAGCGAAAACAGGUUCGUAGAAAUUUUGGCAAAUGCAUUAAAAAUAAAAACAGAAAUACCUUAUUUACAUAAGUAUUCAGACCCUUUUCUAUGAGACUCAAAAUUGAGCUCAGGUGCAUCCUGUUUCCAUUGAUCAUCCUUGAGAUGUUUCCCCUACUUGAUUGGAGUCCACCUGUGGUCAAUUCAAUUGAUUGGACAUGAUUUGGAAAGGCACACACCUGUCUAUGUAAGGUCCCACAGUUGACAGUGCAUGUCAGAGCAAAAACCAAGUCAUGAGGUCGAAGGAAUUGUCCGUAGAGCUCCGAGACAGGAUUGUGUCAAGGCACAGAUCUAGGGAAGGGUACCAAAACAUUUCUGCAGCAUUGAAGGUCCCCAAGAACACAGUGGCAUCCAUCAUUCUUAAAUGGAAGAAGUUUGGAACCACCAAGACCCUUCCUAGAGCUGGCCGCCCGGCCAAACUGAGCAAUCGGGGGAGAAGGGCCUUGGUCAGGUAGGUGACUAAGAACCCGAUGGUCACUCUGACAGAGCUCUAGAGUUCCUCUGUGGAGAUGGGAGAACCUUCCAGAAGGACAACCAUCUCUGCAGCACUUCACCAAUCAGGCCUUUAUGGUAGAGUGGCCAGACGGAAGCCACUGCUCAGUAAAAGGCACAUGACAGCCCACUUGGAGUUUGCCAAAAAGUACCUAAUGACUCUAUGACCAUGAGAAACAAGAUUAUCUGGUCUGAUGAAACCAAGAUUGAACUCUUUGGCCUGAAUGCCAAGCGGCACAUCUGGGGGAAACCUGGCACCAUCCCUACGGUGAAGCAUGGUGGUGGCAUGCUAUGGGGGUGUUUUUCAGCGGCAGGGACUGGGAGACUAGUCAGAAUCGAGGCAAAGAUGAACGGAGCAAAGUACAGAAAUCCUGCUCCAGAGCGCCACUGGAGGAUGCGUUAAGGGUUAGGGGUUCUCUCUUUUCUGGAGAGACCUGAAAAUAGCUGUGCAGCAAUGCUUCCCAUCCAUCCUGAAAGAGCUUGAGAGGAUCUGCAGAGAAGAAUGGGAGAAACUCCCCAAAUACAGGUGUGCCAAGCUUGUAGCGUCAUACCCAAGAAGACUCGAGGCUGUAAUAGCUGCCAAAGGUGCUUCAACAAAGUAGUGAGUAAAGUGUCUGAAUACCUAUGUAAAUGUGAUAUUUCCGUUUUUUAUUUUUUAUACAUUUGCAAAAAUAUAUAAAAACCUGUUUUUGCUUUGUCAUUAUGGGGUAUUGUGUGUAGAUUAAUGAGGGAAAAAAACAAUUUAAUACAUUUUAGAAUAAGGCUGUAACCUAACAAAAUGUGGGUCUGAAUACUUUCCGAAGGCACUGUAUGUCUCUGGAUAAGGCCUCAUGUACAGUAGGGUGCGAGGCCAGGUGGCUGGUGUGGGGGGUCAGGUGGUUGUGACGUCGUCUUCCCCCAACCAGGCCACCAGGCCACAGGCGGUGUUGCAGUAUUACUUCAGUCACACUUGGCUAACGCUACAGAACAACGACAGGCCACAGGACAAAGGUAGGCUGACCACUUCAGCAGACAGCUACUGAUAACACAAAAGCGUCAGGCGUCGAAGGUGUGUGUUUUGUUAAACACCCAAACACACAGGAUUAUUAACACACACACACACGCACACACAAAUGCUGACUACAGGUGGUCUCAAGGGCCUUUGGGGUCUGGCACCUGCAGCUCAGCAUGAUCCCCUCUGUUGAGAUGGGCUUUAGAGAAUAUGCACCGCACUUAACACUUCGGCUGUGCCAGUCUCACACACACACACGCACCACACUUUCCCCUACUCUCAGCAUUGAAAUGUCAUCCUUGUCAUGGAGCGAUGGGCAGGAAUGUGUCAGUGAUUUUGAGGAGGUGGAGAAGUGGGGGCUGUUCAGCACAAAGAGGCCGUUGUCAGAAGAGACAGUUGUCUAGUGGCUGCCCAUGGCCCCUGGCUCUGGCACAGUCAGCCCUGUGGCUGAGCCAUCGUUGGUCUGUGUGUCACUAUCGAAAGCUGAUCCCAGUGUAGAAAGGCACUGCUAAAUGUACUUAAAUAACCAACUGAAUGAUUUGAAAGCUACUCCACAAACCCAAUAGCUAGUCUUAGGUUUGAAACCUUCACCGGGCUCUAUUCUGGAUGUGGUGCAGGGAGGGUAAUGGGGUAGUAGGCUGGUGUUGUGUUGCUGGGUAGAGGGUCAGCCAUCACGUGUAAAGCCCUGCCCAUUCCCUCGUCCCCGGCAUAGGUUUCACCACAGAUGUUACUGUUAGAAAUAAGAGCUGAAAUAGAUGCAAAUCUCUCUAAAAGUCAAUGAGAUGGCGUUCUUCUGUCUUCCUUUAUCUCUUUACACACACAAACACCUCAUGGCAUUGGGCUAAAGGUCCUGCCUACACUUGAGUGUCAGUUUGACUGCUGUGCCCUGAGUGUUGUGGAGUUGCUGGUUAAAUUUGGACCUCGUCAUGCAGAUGAAUGUAGGCCUGAGUCGUAAACAUAUUCUGCCGCCGCAGCUGACACAGGUCUGUCUGUACAGGUCGUAUUAUUUAAGAGCCAAAUCAGGACCCCAGCACCGAGAUGCCAUGUCAAACUGCUACGUGGGUGUUACCACACUCUCCCUAGAGUUCACAACCUUUCAGCUCCAAGCCUCCCUCCAAGUUCCACGUGUUUUGGUGCCCUGUUUGUAUUCUGUUUAUUCCUACACCCAGAUUGAUACAAUUACUCUGUCUUCUCUGUUUCUCCCACUGUCUCCUUUUCCACCUCCCCUCCCCAACAUCUCUCUGUGCCAGUCUCAGUGACAGAGGUGGAGUGUGUGCGUGAGGGCUGCCAGUCUGAGGCUCUGCGGAGGCUAUCUGGGUCGGUACCAGAGAAUCAGUGCUUCACGGUGGUGUUCAGAGGAGCCAGGAAGAGUCUGGACCUCCUCUGCCCAUGUGAGGAGGAGGCGAGGCACUGGGUCCGAGGGAUCCGCACCCUGAAGGAACGCGUGGCCAACAUGACCCAGAAGGAGAAACUGGAUCAAUAUCCUUUACCUCCCGUGGCUCUUUGCUGCGCUGUGCCAGGCUGCCAGCCUUCGACCCAGAGUAAAUAUAGUGCAGGCUGGGCAGCCAGGAUCGCUAUGGUGACUGACUCUGAACAUAACACUGUCACAUGCACCAUCCCGCAUCCACAGCAUACCUAAGAUGUGCAGCAAUGGCCCAGCAAAAAGCACUGUCUAAAUAUAGUCUGAAUAUCCUGUCAAACAUGAUCCCUUGUAUAGCCGCUGGGUUGUUAGCGACACAGACACACUUGUGUAAAACGCAAAGCCAGAUCUUUGUAUCUCUGCUUAUCUGUCACUGUUCAUUUUCUGUUUACAUGUGUGGAGUCAUGAGAACAGAUAGAGGAGUAGGUGCUCUGGGACAUGUCCAGGCUAGUGCCUUGGCUUGUUAUUGGGUAAGAUUUGAGGUGCGGUUUUACACUGGCAGGGCCCAGCCAUGUUUGCAGUAGACUGAUAAAGACCAGCCUUGCAAAAGCUCUUAUUGUUGUGUGUGUCCUGGAAGAGGGGGGUGUCAUUUUGGCUCCUCUCUCUACAUCAGCCCUGUGUUCAUUAGAGGCCUUGGAGGAGGCUUUUAGUAUUAUGACUUCAGAUGGAUGUUGGCAUCGUAUUCCAUUUCAAUUCCUGGUAGUUGAAUUAGACACGGCUAUACAAUUGAUUCCUGGAUCGCUGUGAAUUAAGAAAUGAUGAAAUUGACCCUUACCCAUAGUUGGAUGUGGGCUGUAAUGUGCCUGUAUACAGUAUGCAUGUGCAUCAACUCUGCCUGUAUGUAUAGAUGUGUUUUGUGUCUAUAAAUACUGUAUAUACCAUAGUAUGUACUUUUAAGGAUGUGUUUAGGGUUAGGGGUUCGGUAUGCUCCCCUGGUUGCUCUCCUUAACCCCCCACACCUGGAUCCGUGGCUACCUGAAACGGGCUGAUGAGAAUGACGAUGGGAAGAUGAGUUAUGACGAGGUCAAACGCCUGCUGCAGAUGAUCAACAUAGACCUGAAUGAACAGUAUGCAUGCUCACUAUUCAAGGUGAGCACAUACUGUAUGUGUGUGCAUGUGCGUUUGUGUGUAGGCGAGAUGUUGUUGUUGGUUGAGGGCCAUUGUUUAUUCAGUAUGCUGUGGAGUAG
Coregonus sp. 'balchen' is the source of this 9154-nucleotide messenger RNA. The record is from the annotation of a GenBank genome assembly. NCBI's taxonomy places the organism in Eukaryota, Metazoa, Chordata, Actinopteri, Salmoniformes, Salmonidae.